Molecule: messenger RNA, 531 nt
Organism: Sporisorium graminicola
Lineage: Eukaryota; Fungi; Basidiomycota; Ustilaginomycetes; Ustilaginales; Ustilaginaceae
Exons: 2
Coding region: 1-531 (176 amino acids)
Source: RefSeq, a predicted model, not a curated record
AUGACUACUUCAGCAACAGCAGUGGCCCCUGUCGGCGGAAUGCGACGGGUCGUUACCGGUCACAACAAAGAAGGCCUCGCUGUCAUUGCUAAAGAUGAUGAAGUCGAACGACUGGACCUCACGCCCGAGCACGCCACCUUUGCUGUCAUGUGGAGUACCAACAAGUGGCCCAUUGACAACCAGACACCAGAGGACGGCGCAGUCAAGCCGGUGUUUUCGGGGAAAUCUCACAAUCAAGAUGGUUCCGUGGUCCGCUUUGUCGAUCUGCCGCCUCACACUUCCAGCCCACUGCACCGUACGCAAACGCUCGAUUAUGGCAUUGUCCUGUUCGGCGAAGUAGAGCUGGAGUUGGACUCCGGUGAUAAGACAGUCCUCAAGGCAGGCGACACAUGCAUCCAACGUGGUACCAACCAUCUUUGGAGAAACACGACCGCAAACUGGACCAGAAUCGCCUUCGUUCUUCUGCACAGCAAGCCGAUCGUCAUCAAUGGUAAGCAGCUCACGGAUGAGGGCUUUCCUGGCCAGGAUUGA